CUCCGGCCAUCCAUCCACAAGACGUCACACAAACAUACAUUCCACCUGAACCCUGGUAAACAAGGCCCCCGCCAAAAGCUAUAGAAAUCCACCCCUCCCUCCUCUUUCCUUCAAAAGAAACUUACUACUGCUCUCAUGCAAAGAUUUACUUUUCUUGCCCGAGUAUCUUCCCAGACGGCAAAUCAUAGACUUUCUUCUCUUUCUCGUCAAUUCUCUGCUACAUCUUUCAACAUGGCGCCUAUCACUAAAGAGUGUGAUUUUUUGGUUAUUGGUGGUGGAAGUGGCGGUUUGGCUACAGCUAGAAAAGCAAGUGGUGUUUAUGGUGUUAAGACUAUUGCUGUGGAAGCCAAGAGACUUGGAGGUACUUGUGUUAAUGUUGGGUAAGUUAUUCUUCAUUCUUCUCCUUCUCCAAAAGACAUUACUAACAUAACAAUAGCUGUGUACCAAAGAAAGUUACAUUCAAUGCAGCAGCAAUCGCAGAAGCUAUCCACGAUUCCAAAGCUUACGGAUUCUCUGUCGAAACUACCGCACCAUUCAACUGGUCAUAUUUCAAGAACAAGAGAGAUGCAUUCAUCAAGAGAUUAAACGGCAUUUACGAGAGAAAUCUCGGUAACGAUAAAGUCGAGUAUAUUCACGGCUGGGCAUCUUUGACUGGAAAGAAUGAAGCGGAAGUUACAUUAGACGAUGGUACCAAACAAACAAUCAGAGCUAAGAAGAUUCUCCUGGCAGUUGGUGGUCGCCCUACUGUUCCUCAGGGUAUCCCAGGUGCAGAGUACGGAGUAGACAGUGAUGGAUUUUUCGAUAUUGAGAGACAACCUAAGAAAGUUGCUUUGAUUGGUGCUGGAUAUAUUGCCGUUGAAUUCGCAGGCAUGUUUAAUGCUCUCGGAACGGAAACUCAUUUAUUCAUUCGUCAUGAUAAGUUCCUUCGAAGCUUUGAUCCUAUGGUUCAAGAAACUGUCACUAAUGAAUAUGAACGUUUGGGUGUUAAGUUGCACAAGAACUCUGUUCAGACUAAGAUUGAAAAAGAUGAGAAGACGGGUAAACUGACCAUUCACUACGAGGACUCGAAUGGAAAGAGUACUCUUGAGGAUGUGGAUGAUUUAAUCUGGGCUAUUGGAAGAUCCCCCGAAGUAGAUGGCUUAGGGUUGGACAAAGCAGGUGUCAAACAAAACGAAAGAGGUCAAAUCAUCGCCGACGAAUAUCAAAACACCAAUGUCGAAAGCAUCUACUCAUUAGGUGAUGUAAUUGGCAAAAUCGAAUUAACACCCGUAGCCAUUGCCGCUGGCCGUAAAUUGGCCGAUCGUCUAUUUGGAGGUCCCGAAUUCAAAGAUUCAAAACUCGAUUACGAUAAUGUUCCUUCUGUUGUCUUUUCCCAUCCAGAAGUUGGUUCUAUUGGUCUCACCGAACCAGAAGCUAUCGAACGUUACGGAAAGGAAAAUAUUAAAUGUUACAAUACUAGUUUUACCGCAUUAUAUUAUACCAUGAUGGAACCUGAAGAUAAGGGACCUACGAAGUAUAAAUUGGUGUGUCUAGGACCUGAGGAAAAGGUUAUUGGUCUCCAUAUUUUGGGAUUGGGUAGUGGUGAGAUGUUACAAGGAUUUGGAGUGGCUGUUAAGAUGGGUGCUACGAAGAAGGAUUUCGAUAGUUGUGUGGCUAUUCAUCCUACUAGUGCUGAGGAAUUGGUUACUAUGAAAUAGAGCGGAUGAGAAUUGGGGUUUAGAUUAGAGAGAGUAGGAAUAGAUAGAUAGAUGCUUGGCAUGAUAGAUUUUAAAUGAGGAAUGAGAAUGGUAUAUUCUAUGAUUUAU
This is a messenger RNA of Sclerotinia trifoliorum, 1805 nucleotides long. The record is from the annotation of a GenBank genome assembly. Lineage: Eukaryota; Fungi; Ascomycota; Leotiomycetes; Helotiales; Sclerotiniaceae.